AUGGAAAGCGGGGCCAUUUCUGAUGCUCAAAUAAGUGCAUCUUCACAUUAUACCAAGAACUUGCGACGUGACUAUUCUGCAAAAAAGGCAAGGCUAAAUUCGAGACAGUGGAGGAAUAGAGGAUGCUGGGCAGCGGCUACAAAUGAUCUUCACCAGUGGCUUCAAGUGGACCUUGGUGGUUACACCAAAGUAACACGUGUUGCGACUCAGGGAAGUGGAUACGGACUCUCAGAAUGGAUGACAAAGUUUAAGAUCCGGUAUAGCACUGACGGAGUCAUAUGGCAAUUUAACAAAGAACCUGGUAAUGCG
Porites lobata is the source of this 309-nucleotide messenger RNA. The record is from the annotation of a GenBank genome assembly. Lineage: Eukaryota; Metazoa; Cnidaria; Anthozoa; Scleractinia; Poritidae.